AUGUCCUCCAGGCAGUCCGUGGGAGGCAACAGCAGCUCUUGGUUAAAAGCGUUGCUCGUCGUUGACGUUAUUGCGCUUGUUGCGUUUUUACUAUCGUAUGCAGAAAUCCACCCACAUGUGCUCAGUGCUAACACCUUUAGUUUCAGGCUCCUCAGCUUCCCCGCCUACUACCUACUUGCUAUCUCGAUAGCCUCUUCGAUCGUCAUGUUUGUGGGCUACUUGGUGUCGUAUAACUUUCCAAAUGGAGAAUGGGAGAAACUCGGGCUGUCUGACGUCGCGUUGGUGACGGGAGGAUCCAACGGUCUCGGGUUGGAAAUAACAAAAGCCCUCAUGGAGAAGCAGGCCACGGUUUACGUGCUAGACCGAGUCGCUCCUCCUUCAAAGUUGCUAGCGGGGCCCAACUUGUAUUAUCUUCCCUGUGAUUUGGGCAAUGAGGAGGAUAUUAGUGACACCGUGGACAAUUUGCUCCGCGAGUUGCGCAGCGCUAACCGGUUCAUUUCCGUGCUCGUCAACAAUGCUGGAAUCAGAGACAAUAAGGCGAUGAUCAACUUGGACUUUUCCCGAGUCAAGCUGAUUUUCAACGUCAACACCUUGCUGCAGGUGUUGAUUCUACAAAAGGUCAUCUCUAACCACUUGCAGCACAACGAGAUGGGCCAAUUAUCCCUCGUUACCGUCUCGUCCAUUCUAGGCGUGUUUGCGCCUAGGAACUUGUCGAUAUACUCGGCGUCGAAAGCGGCCCAGAUCAUGUUUCACGAGUCGCUCCAGCAAGAACUCAAGGAGUACCCCAAAAUCAGACUUUUGUUGGUGACUCCGGGACAAAUGGAUACCGAGUUGUUCAAAGACGUUACACCGACAAAGCAACUCGUCGCGCCUGUUGUAAGCCACGUGAAGCUAGCCGGAAUAAUUGUCGAAAGAGUAAAUAAGGGGUACAUGGGCUGUCUCGCCAAGCCCAUCUACGCCAGUUUCCUACCGGGCGUGAGAACAGCUCCCAUGUUCAUACAGGACUUUUGCCGCUGGAUUAGCGAAAUGGACGAUAAAAUAAAAGAGACCUAA
This is a messenger RNA of Lodderomyces beijingensis, 1053 nucleotides long. The record is from the annotation of a GenBank genome assembly. NCBI's taxonomy places the organism in Eukaryota, Fungi, Ascomycota, Pichiomycetes, Serinales, Debaryomycetaceae.